CCCGAACCAUUAAUUGGCUGAUUACCAAGACCCAGAUCGAGGACAUUAGUCUCCUUCGUGUCAGGGGAACGGGACAUGCAUAUGCAUGCAUGUGGUGUGGUGACGAUUUUGCUGCUAUGUUUUUAAGCAGUUCAUCCACAAAGCAGUACAGACACUACGUACAGAGCAUCUCAUCGGCAUUUUUCCAAGUUACAGCUAGUGCUUUACCCCUCUAUAAAAAGAAAGAGAGUUACAAUUACGUGCAAUAAAGGAUUCCAAGUUGAAGAGUGCAUACGCUGCUUGUUGUUCUCCAUCCCCCUCUCCACAUUUAGAACUCCGCUCGUUUCUUUAAGCAGCUGUCCUAGCUGAGAUGCCGCCGCAUUCAGGGCCUUCCGGGUGCGCCUCGCGCGAGAUGCCGCCGCCGCCGAGCCGCGCCCUGCUCGCGGCCAUCGUCCUCGCCCUUCUCCUCCUCCUCGUCGUCGCCGCGCACGGCCACGGCGAUGCCGAUCCUGGCAUGGCCGCGUGCACGGUGGAGGACGACGAGGCGUGCGCCGGCCAGGGCGAGGAGGAGUUGAUGGCGAGGAGUACUCGGAGGGAGCUGGGCGGCGGCGGGUACAUUGGCUACGACGCGCUGCGGCGGAACGCGGUGCCGUGCUCGUACCGGGGCGCGUCCUACUACAACUGCCGCCCCGGCGGCCAGGCCAACCCCUACUCCCGCGGCUGCUCCUCCAUCACCCGCUGCAGAGGCUAAUUAUUCAAGCCACACACACCAACCCUCCUCCUCGAUCUUCAAGAGCUAGGCUAGCUGCUCGGUCCCUGCAGUGCGCGCAGCCUGCUAGCUGCAAUCUUGUAGCAGCAGUAAACUUGUAAUCCAUUUUUUGUUUUCUUGUUUCAUCUUCUUCUUCUUUUUCUUCUUCUUCUUACUACUCUAUAUGCCGGCGAUUGAUUCUUGGGAUCAGUGGUUCAUACCGGAGCAAAUUCUUGGACUACUUUUUGUUGUAAUUGGCGUUUUAUUUAACUGCUGUAUCGAUCGAUUCCCCGGUUCGUUAACUGAGAUCAA
This is a messenger RNA of Brachypodium distachyon (stiff brome), 1039 nucleotides long. RefSeq names its product protein RALF-like 33. Lineage: Eukaryota; Viridiplantae; Streptophyta; Magnoliopsida; Poales; Poaceae. The transcript has a single exon. The coding region runs from base 350 to 730 and encodes 126 amino acids. The record is from RefSeq and is a predicted model, not a curated record.